This is a messenger RNA of Scaptodrosophila lebanonensis, 1299 nucleotides long. Its product is annotated as WD repeat-containing protein 91. NCBI's taxonomy places the organism in Eukaryota, Metazoa, Arthropoda, Insecta, Diptera, Drosophilidae. Gene Ontology annotation, cellular component: extrinsic component of endosome membrane; late endosome membrane; early endosome membrane. The record is from RefSeq and is a predicted model, not a curated record. Gene Ontology annotation, biological process: early endosome to late endosome transport. Gene Ontology annotation, molecular function: phosphatidylinositol 3-kinase regulator activity. The transcript has 3 exons. Bases 77 to 1075 code for a protein of 332 amino acids.
AUGGAAUUGCAAGAAAAUUUUAUCAUACGCUUUGUGUGUUCUUAAAUACUUGUAAAUUUGGUUUUUUUUGUCUACAAUGGCUCAGGUUGCUUUUCUUGACAACCUGCUGCGUGAGUACCUGGUUUUUAGAGGCUACUCCAGCACAUUAAAAGCACUGGAUGUGGAGCAGCGCAACGAAAGGGAACAGCACCAGCACUUCCGUGCCGAAAAAAUAAUUGAACAAUUUAAUAACGCGGUGCAAAUAUACGAUUUAAACGCGCUCCGCACUUUAUGGCUGCACUUGGACAAUAAUCUCUUCACAAAACUGGAGCACACUUAUGCCGUGGCCGUAAAAAAACUGGAGAACAGCCUACUGAAGUACUAUCUGGUAACAGCAUAUAGCAACAACAAAAUGGAUAAGGUAUCAGAGUUCUUCAAUAAAAUGGCUGGCGAGCUGCAGCAACAAAGUGAAUGGAAAGAUUGGUUUUACUUUCCAUUUUGCAAAAAUGCCGAGGAAUCGCCCACGUUCGCCUUGUACUUUACUAAACAAUGGCAGGACACGUUGCUGUUGUCUUUGCGCAACUUUCUCACAACCGUCUAUCAGUGUCUGCCGCAACCGACCUUUGUUAGAGCCGAACAGGAAGCCGUGCAUAUGCAGCGUUUACAGGAGGAGAAUGCGCGUCUACGCUCGCGUGUGCAGCAGCUUCAGCAGGAACAGCUGCAGCAGCAGCAACAACAACAAUCUCAGCAGCUGGCCAGCGCAGGAAGCUCCCAAAAUUUGGCCAGUGGCAACAACAGCGAGUCAACGGCACGAAGACGCAGCGCGUACAGACAACAACAGAGCCUUAGCGAUAUCCUGCCUUUCGAUAUUAGUCCGCCGGGUCACAUUGUCGACGACUUCUGCAUUAUUGCUUCCGAGGCGAAUAGCGUGGCUCAGGCCAGUGAUGCUCAGGCCCGUGGCCUAAAGAUGCUCAUACGAAACAUUGGCUCCGGAGGCUCCCCUGUGCUGGGACGCAAGGAUAAUGCCUCCGCAAGUACUAGUGGCGAAAAGUCAUCCAAGCGCAGGUCUGGCAGUGUGGGACGCAGUUGGAUUUAGUUGCCCAACAUCUCAUAUUUCCCAGAGAGAAAAAAAGUACACACACAAUGAUAAUUCUAUUUAUUUUUUAUUAUUUUUAAAUGCUGGCUUUUUAUUUUGCGCUUCUUCCUUAAGACAUAAAUUGUUAGAAAUAAGGAGCAAAUGCAUUUAAAUUAUCAUUUAAUUGCAAUAAAUAACGUAAAAUUAUAAAUUGUAGAAUAAAUAUAUAUGUAUAUAGGUAUAUA